Molecule: messenger RNA, 819 nt
Organism: Camelina sativa (false flax)
Lineage: Eukaryota; Viridiplantae; Streptophyta; Magnoliopsida; Brassicales; Brassicaceae
Source: RefSeq, a predicted model, not a curated record
AUGGAUACGACAGAACACAAGUGGGGUAAACAUAGUAUCUCAAGAAGAGCUGAAACUGAAGGAUUAAGACAUCCUUUGGGAGAAAGAAAACACAAGGGGGUNACAUCUUGUAUCCACCCAGGAGAAAGAGUUAGUCUUGCUUCUCUUCUUUGGCCUAAAAAGUUAUCACAUGAUUCUUGCAGGUAUAUAUUGUCAUCAAAGAUCGAGAAUAAACCUGAAGACUAUAUUUUUGUGUACUACCGUGGGCGAAACGAUGCUUGGGAUGGAUAUGGUGGUGCAGUUGUGUAUACGAGAAGUUCUGUAUUACCCAAUAGCAUUGUACCAGAACUUGAAAAAGCAGCAAAAAGCAUAGGCAGAGAUUUCAGUACAUUCAUUAGAACAGAUAACACAUGUGGUCCUGAACCUCCGCUGGUGGAAAGACUUGAGAAGACAGUGGAAGAAGGGGAAAGAAUAAUCGUAAAGGAGGUUGAAGAGAUAGAAGAGGAAGUAGAGAAGGAAGUGGAGAAAGUUGGUAAGACUGAGAUGACCUUGUUCCAGAGAUUGGCUGAAGGGUUUAAUGAAUUAAAGCAAGACGAGGAGAAUUUUGUGAGAGAGUUAAGUAAAGAAGAGAUGGAGUUUUUGGAUGAGAUCAAAAUGGAAGCAAAUGAGGUUGAAAAAUUGUUUGGGAAAGCUUUGCCAAUCAGAAAGGUCAGGUAGAGAAGAACCAUCAUUGUAGUUCAAAGCUGUAUUUUAUACAUACUGUGUUCGGUUUAUAUAAAGUAAACAUUCUUCUUGUAAACAUUCAUCAUUCCAUAACAAAAUGGAUACGACAGAACACAA